This is a messenger RNA of Menidia menidia (Atlantic silverside), 2947 nucleotides long. NCBI's taxonomy places the organism in Eukaryota, Metazoa, Chordata, Actinopteri, Atheriniformes, Atherinopsidae. The record is from the annotation of a GenBank genome assembly.
AAGCAGCUACUUCUAGAUCUGCGUGGCGGCGACACACAACACUGUACAGCAGCUCUCUUUAUCGCAGCCAUGGCGUUUUGAAGCAGGGCAAGCAAGGCAUCCUUCAAGCCAGAUUCAGUUACAGUACACUGCUGUAGAAAGAAAAGGGGAGGGAGUAGGGGAAAAUACUGGGAAAGAAUUCCAACAGGCUUUGCAUUUUAAGCCAGUAAAGCGGGACACCAGGAGGAAGAGGAAGAAGGAUAGAGGGGAUCUUACCUACAGGUAGAGGGGGCAGAGUUGAUUUUGUUUAUACUGAGACGAACAAGGUCUACCCAGGAAACCAAGAAGGACAAGAACAUCAUGUGGACACUUGUUGUGCUGCCUGAGGAUAGCUCCAGACCUUUGAAUCCAAGGCAACCUGUUCCACGGCCAGGCCGUAGAAGAAAGCCCAUGACAGCGCCAACACCCCGGAGUGACACGGCGUCUAAGACAAAGAAAGUGGUGCUAACUGUUCUUAUCAUUGUCGUGAUACUGGGCAUACUGGUCACAGCGGGAUACUUUAUCACAAAGCUGAUCCAAAGCAAGUACUUCUUCUGCAAACGUUCAGUGAAGUUCAUCCCAAUAGACAAAGCCUGCGACGGCAAAGAUGACUGUGCAGGAGGAGAGGAUGAAAUCGCUUGCCUUUCGUAUUAUAAAGUGAACUCAACAUUCCCAGUGCGCCUUUCCUCAGACAAGUUCAUCCUGCAAGUGUACAGUGGUGGUGCCGGAUGGCAAAGCGUGUGCGGUGACGGCUGGACAACGCAACACACACAGACCGCUUGCACACAACUGGGAUACGCAAAUAAACCUCGUAGCACCAUGGUCAGAGUGGACAGUUUGGCGUCGUCCAUGAGAACUGGACCAUUCAGAGCUGUCAAGCCCAAGACCACAAGCACACCCAUACAUCAGGCUACCAUCGCCCGCACCACGUGCAGUUCCGGAUCCGUGGUCUCUUUGACCUGUUCAGACUGUGGGCAGGUGGGCUCUCAGGACCGUGUGGUGGGGGGUACGGACGCCUCCAUAGAGGACUGGCCGUGGCAGGUGAGCCUCCAGCGGGACGGGCAGCACAAGUGCGGAGGCUCGCUGGUGUCGCCCCGCUGGGUGGUCACGGCCGCCCACUGUUUCACUGGGUGCGUGUUCACUUUUCUGUCCAUUUUUCCUCUGCAUUUCCAUUUGCGACACAAAGCCUUUGACUCAGCUUCCUUCUCCCGCUCCUAUUUCGGGCUCUGCAGCAGCAACAGGGCGCUGACUCGGUGGAGGGUGGUGUCAGGACGGACGUUCAUCAGCCCAAUUGGAGGUUCCUACGUCGACAGGGUCGUGUUGAACGGAGACUACGAUGCCGAACGAAACGACUACGACAUAGCUCUAAUGAGGCUCAGCAGCCCCAUCAGAGUGGGAGAGAGCCAAAAGCCAAUUUGUCUACCUCCUCAACCCUUUGGGCUUUCUGCUGGAGCCUCCAUGGUUGUAACAGGCUGGGGAUACCUGGAAGAAAAUGGGAAUGUUUCUCCUUCACUGCAGAAGGGCCGCAUCCCCCUGAUAAGCCAGAGUAAAUGUUCAAGCCCCAGUAUAUAUGGCAGCUAUGUGACACCGAGAAUGAUCUGCGCCGGUUUCCUGGAGGGAAAAGUAGACGCCUGCCAGGGGGAUAGUGGAGGCCCUUUGGUGCAUUUCGCCUCUUCUCAGUGGAACCUGGUUGGAGUUGUGAGCUGGGGAGUCGGCUGUGCGAGAGAAAACAAGCCGGGGGUCUACUGCAACGUAGAAGAGAUGCUCGGCUGGAUUCGUACAGUCAUUGAGAAAAAUCCUUGAUGUCCUCCACCAUGGCCACACCGAGCACAAGGCUCCAUUCCACUCUUCUUCAAACUGUGAAACUGCAAGAAAGGACUUGUUUUGAUGCGAGGAUUAGAGAAGAACUGUGAGAAAAGGGGAAGUUGAAAAUGUAUAUCAACAGCAAAACUAACUGCCUAACAGCCACACUCAUAAACAACACACACACACGCAUAUUUUUUAUAAAAUUUUCAGGUGUUUUUUGUGCCAUUUCAGAUUCCUUUCUCAGGGGACAGGUGCAUUUGUGGGAACUGUCACAUGACAAUCUACAGCCCAAACAAGCAUGUUUUUGAGCUACUAUAAUCCUGUGCUUUCAUGGACUAAAUCGCUUAUUAAAUGAGUUUAAAAAACAGGGGGGAAAAAUUGCGUCAAAGUUGAAAAUUUGACCGGUGAGACUGCUAAUGUGUUGGGCGAUAACCUUAGGUGGGGAUGGUCAUACUAAACUGCUGUGUAAGGGGAAGUCUGAGACUAGUGUGAAAUGUGUAGAGAUGAAUGGAAUUGGUUUGGAAAAGCGACACCUACUCCAAGUUGAGCGCAUUUAUGGUGACCAUUUCCUUGAGCUGAAACAUUUGACUCAUUUUCUACCAAUCAUACCAGUGAGCACUUUAAGUGGAAAGGGAGUUACUUGAGCUCAUGUGCAAGAGAUUAACAUAGGUUGUCUGAUAAUGCACUGAAUGAAAAAAUAUCUACUGUUAUGUGUUCGUACUGCCUCCAUUAAUUUCAGAGUAAUACCUUGAGUGUCGUCAAGACAUUCACGCAAUAAAAGUGCUGGUCACUUAAGCUAUUGGCUUAACAGCUAAAAAAAUGUAGCUAUCAACAGGUAGAAUAUGCUCUGUCUUGGCACUCUGCCAAAAUGUCAUGUUUAAUAAUUCAUUUGAAAGUUCUCGUUCCAGCAAAAAGUUGUUGGUGUUGCAACUUUGAAGUGAAGUACAACAAUGCGUUGUGAUGUAUAUAUUUAGUUAUUGAACUUUAAUAAAUUACUCAUGUGUAAGACUGUAAACGUGGUGUAUGUGGUAAAUUUUUCCAUCCGCAAAUAGUUUGUAACUACAUCAAAAGCUUCCACCCAGGGAGUGGAUACUUUUGUUCUGUCAAAUAAAGCAGUGUUCUU